This is a messenger RNA of Bipolaris maydis ATCC 48331, 608 nucleotides long. The record is from RefSeq and is a predicted model, not a curated record. NCBI's taxonomy places the organism in Eukaryota, Fungi, Ascomycota, Dothideomycetes, Pleosporales, Pleosporaceae.
CAGACGUCGUGUUGAGUUGAGGGGACAUCAUACGAUGUUAACAAACUCCCCAAUAAACCAGACAGCUAAGCGCAGAGGACAUACCGCUUACCCGCCAGGGCGUAUUCCCUCGCACCGUGCUACUGCAAGGACGGAAGUUAUGCGUCCCAGCUUAUACAUGGACAGAUUAUAGAAUUGCGGCGAGCCAAAAGUUGCCAUCAGGAUGCAGAAGGAUGCUUGUGCAUUGAUGCAUGGACACGGUUCGACGAACGGCGCCUCUGACAGGACUUGUUGCCGGAUUUAUAGACAAUGUUUGUUUGCAGCAUCGAUGCGCGUCCUGUCAAAGUUGGUUGAUACGUGCCCCUUCCCUGCCUGCAACCUGUCAGACAGCGGAGGCGUCGCACAGGACGCCAUUCGUCUCGGAGGCUUGAUGAUGUCUUCCCGCCUGAUAUAACCACAUUUGGAUUUACGCGCAGCUCGCGGCACACGAGACGCGGCACAAGCGACACGGGUCUUCUUUACUGCUUACGAACCACUCAUGCUUGCAGCACUCUGCAGGCCUUGCAUCUUUUGGGGUCAAGUUGUGUGACACAAACUUCGUUAAUCUAAACGUCAACGGGACAUAUGCG